GAGCGAGCGCAGAUUCGCAUCCGCUUGACACAUCGGUGUUGACAAAAUGAGUCACGUGACCCACACGAAGAUGGCGUAUCUCACUCUACAUUGCCGCCUCCUCUCGAUUCCUCUUGCGCCAACUCGGAUCUGUUUACGUUGCGACAUCGACGUUAACUAGCGUCUUAUUCUCCUCCCCUCGCGGCUUACCUUCAGACUCUAGAAGACUUUCUUUCUAAAAAUGCCACUGGAUGAGAAGAUUUUGAAAGCUACCUGCGCUUGACUUGAAAUGCAGCUGGAAUAACACCUUUGUGGAAACCGCGAGGCACUUGCGCGCGCGCGCGUCCUCAAGCUAGUCACGGAGACUGCAUCAGACUGGAGACACGGGCCGGAAAAUAAUAAUUACAAGAAGUGAAGAUCAAACGCUGUGUUCUUUGAUGCUCCUUGCUCCUCACCACCAUUACUGUGCACACCGACGACAGAAUUCUAGUGGAGACAUGUAGAACAUCGUCCUCGUCCUCUUCAUCCCAUCUUUUUUCUAAACCGACAUCAUCUGCUGACAUCGACACAAUGUGGCACAAAUAAUCAAAUAUGUGGAUUCCUACCGAAGAGGAGAAAAUCGGAGUUGUUAUCUGCAACUUCCGGUCACCGAUAUGUCAGGCCCUUGUCCUGGAAAUCGGGGAGACUGUCCAGAUUCUGGAGAAAAGUGAAGGUUGGUACAGAGGCUUUUCAACAAAGAAGCCUUCAAUCAAGGGUAUUUUCCCAGUCAGCUACAUUCACUUGAAAAAAUCCACAGUGACCAACAGAGGUUUGGCCACUAGGUGGCGGCACAGUAUUGUUACAUCUGAAAGAAGAGGAAAAAACAGGUUGUGUGAGACGGCGGUGCCCCUCGAGGACCCCAUCAUCACCGAGACCACCUCGACACUGCAGGAGUGGGGUGUCCUCUGGAAGCAACUCUAUGUGAAACAUAAGGUUGAUCUGUUCCACAAGCUGCGUCACGUGAUGAAUGAGCUCAUCGACCUGCGUCGGCAGCUCAUCCAGGGUCACCUUGCUCAGGACCAGACCCGUGAGAUCAAGCGGCACAUCACUGUACGCCUUGACUGGGGCAAUGAGCACCUUGGCAUAGACCUUGUGCCCAGGAAAGAGUUUGAAAUGGUGGACCCCGACCAGAUCAGCAUAUCCGAGCUUUACAAACUGCAUGUAUCCAGCAGACACUGUGGUCAGCAAAGCACAAACCAGGCCGAUAACGUGAGACAACGCCACGGCGACAGUUGCCGUGUCCCGGUGUCACACCACCUCUUCAUCAAUCUGAAGAGCUUCACUUACAACAGUAUCAGCGAGGACGCUGACGUCUUCUUUUCCCUGUAUGACACGCGAGAGGCCAAACAAAUCAGUGAAAAGUUCAUGGUGAAACUCAACAAAAAUGGAGGACCAAAGAAUCCCGAGAAAGUUGAUCGUCUUUGUGCACUCUUCACGGACCUAAGCAGUAAAGACUUGAAGAGAGACCUGUACAUUGUGGCACAUGUCAUGAGAACUGGUCGUAUGCUUCUGAACGACUCAAAGAAAGGCCCACCUCAUGUGAUGUACCGACGGCCGUAUGGCUGCGCUGUUCUUGCUAUGAGUGACGUUUUCCACACCAUCACUGACCUCAAAGAGGAGAAGGACUUUGUGCUCAAAGUUUAUACAUGUAACAACGAAAACGAGUGGUACCAGGUCCAUGAAAACAUCAUCCGCAAGUCCAACACCAAGUAUUCAGCUCCCAGCACCAAUUACGGCCUCAUCAUUUCUCUGCAGCUGUUGAGGGGCGAGCUGGAGCAGAUCAGACGGGAGAACCAAGCUGUGUUCAACCGAGCCCUGGCACUCACGCGGAAACUGGGUUUUCCAGAUGUCAUCAUGCCAGGUGACAUUCGCAAUGACUUAUACUUGACCCUGGAGCGAGGCGAGUUCGAGCGGGGUGGCAAGAGCGUCCAGAAGAACAUCGAAGUGACGCUCUAUGUCCUCUACGCCGACGGGGACACUCUCAAAGACUGUAUCAGUUUGGGCAGUGGGGAGCCCAACAUGACUGACUAUCGCUCCUUUGUCCUCUACCACAACAACAGUCCUCGUUGGAGUGAGAUGGUCAAACUUCCCAUUCCCAUAGAUCGCUUCCGAGGCUCCCACCUGCGCUUCGAGUUCAGACACUGCUCCACGAAAGACAAAGGGGAGAAAAAACUUUUUGGCUUUGCUUUCACUCCCCUUAUGAGAGAGGAUGGGACCACGCUGUCGGACGAGAGCCAUGAGUUGUAUGUCUACAAGUGUGAUGAAAGCGCCACCUUCAGUAACCAGGGCCUGUACCUCAGCCUGCCCUGCUGCAAGGAGGAUUUCAACAGUUGUCCCAACCUGCCAGCGAAUCUGCCUUUCCAGAGGAGCCCAAAAGAAACCUUUUGGGUUUCCACCAUACUCUGCUCCACCAAACUCACGCAGAAUGUGGACCUGUUGGCCCUUCUGAAUUGGAAGACCCACCCAGACAGGGUUCUGGACAUCCUCGGUCGACUGCGUCAGAUUAGCGGAGAGGAACUUGUCAAGUUCCUUCGAGAUCUCCUGGAUACGCUCUUCUGUCUUUUAGAUGACAACACAGAUAAAUAUGGACCUCUAGUUUUCCAGUCUCUGGUAUUUAUUAUCAACUUGCUCAGGGACAGCCGUUUCUACCACUUCCGCCCCGUAAUGGACUCUUACAUUCAAAACCACUUUGCUGGAGCUUUGGCAUACAAGGAGCUUAUUCGAUGCCUGAAGUGGUACAUGGAUCGCUCGGCUGAAGUUGUUCGACAAGAUCACAUCCAGGAAGCCAUGAGGGCUCUCGAGUACCUGUUCAAAUUCAUCGUCCAGUCCAGAAUUCUGUAUGCACGGGCCACCUGCGGGAUGGAAGAGGAGCAGUUUCGAGCGAGCAUCCAGGAGCUCUUUCAGUCCAUCCGCUUUGUGCUGAGCCUCGACAGCCGCAGCUCAGAGAACCUGGUCUUCACGCAGGCAGCUUUGCUGAACAGCUUCCCUGAUAUCUUUGAUGAGCUGCUGCAGAUGUUCACGGUUCAGGAAGUGGCCGAAUACGUCCGCGGAACCCUCGGAAGUAUGCCCAGCACUGUUGACAUUGGCCAGUCGAUGGAUGUUGUCAAACUGCAGUCGAUCGCGCGCACCGUUGAAAGCCGUCUUUUCUUCUUUCCUGAGUCUCGAAGCAUUUUGCUACCAGUUGUUCUGCACCACAUUCAUUUGCACUUGCGCCAGCAGAGAGAGCUCCUUAUCUGUUCUGGAAUCCUUGGCAGCAUCUUUUCCAUCAUCAAAAGCAGUUCUAUGGAGUCGUCUGUUCAGGAGGAAGUGGAGAUGAUGGUGGAGAGCCUCUUGGACGUGUUGCUCCAGACUCUGCUGUCAAUCAUGAGCAAGUCUCACUCUGUGGAGACAACCAGAGGACAACGUUGCCCCCAAUGCACCGCAGAGAUCACGGGGGAGUACGUGUCCUGUCUCCUUUCUCUGCUCCGACAGAUGACGGAGAUCCACUUUCAUCAUCUGCUCAACAACUUCCACAGCAAGGAGGAGCUCAAAGAGUUCCUGUUAAAGAUCUUCUGCGUAUUCCGCAACCUGAUGAAACUGACAAUCUUCCCUCGAGAUUGGAGUGUCAUGAGACUUCUCACCAGUCACAUCAUCGUUGUGACAACGCAGCUUCUUUCCCCGGCGCUGCACAAGAACUUUUCCGAGGCCGAUUUUGAUUUCAAGGUGUGGAACUCCUUUUUCAGCCUGACCGUGCUCUACAUCAAUCAGCCCAGUCUACAGCUGGAGGCGCUUGGGCCCGCCAAGAGAAAGAAAGUUCUGGACAAGUAUGGAGACAUGAGGGUACUGAUGGCGUAUGAGCUCUUCAGCAUGUGGCAAAAAUUAGGUGACAACAAACCCCACUUCAUCCCAGGAAUGAUGGGUCCCUUCCUGGGAGUCACCCUGGUCCCUCAGACUGAAGUUCGAAACAUCAUGAUUCCAAUUUUCCAUGACAUGAUGGACUGGGAGCAGAGGAAAAAUGGAAACUUCAAGCAGGUGGAGGCGGAACUGAUGGAUAAGCUGGACAGCAUGGUGUCGGAUGGCAAAGGCGACGAUAAUCACAGGGAGCUCUUCAGCCUUUUGACCCAGUUGUUUGGACCUUACCCAAGUCUACUGGAGAAGAUAGAGCAGGAGACCUGGAGAGAGACGGGCAUCUCAUUUGUCACAUCGGUCACAAGACUUGUGGAACGACUGCUGGACUACAGGGACUGCAUGAAAGGAGAUGAAGUCGAGAAUAAAAAAAUGGGUGGCUCUGUCAACUUUAUGAACUUCUACAAAUCGGAGGUCAACAAGGAGGACAUGUACAUCCGUUACAUCCAUAAGCUGUGUGACAUGCACCUCCAAGCAGAAGACUUCACAGAGGCCGCAUUCACCCUGUUACUGUACUGGGAGCUGCUCCAUUGGGAGGACCGCCCCCUGAAGGAUUUUCUCCACUAUCCCUGCCAGAGCGAGUGGCAACGCAAGGAGAACUUGAGUCGAAAAAUCCUUCACUACUUCAACAAAGGCAAGUGUUGGGAAUACGGCAUCUCUCUGUGUCGGGAGCUGGCUUUCCAGUAUGAGACAUUAUAUGAUUACCAGAGCCUCAGCUGGAUACGGAAAAUGGAGGCAGCCUACUAUGACAACAUUAUUGAACAGCAGCGGAUUGAACCCGAAUUUUUCCGAAUGGGCUUCUAUGGCAGGAAGUUUCCCUUCUUCCUCAGGAACAAAGAGUUUGUCUGUCGUGGCUAUGACUAUGAACGGCUGGAAGACUUCCAGCAAAGGAUGCUGGGAGAAUUUCCGCAAGCAAUCGCCAUGCAGCAUCCCAACCAACCCGAUGACACCAUCCUGCAGAGUGAUGCUCAGUAUUUGCAGAUCUAUGCAGUGACUCCAGUGUCAGACAUCUCAGAUGUGCCUCAACUGGAGCGAGUGCCCGAGAGGAUCAAGAGCUUCUACCGCAUAAACAACGUCAGCCGCUUCCACUAUGACAGGCCUUUCCACAAGGGCCCCAAGGACCGCGAAAAUGAGUUCAGGAGCCUGUGGAUUGAGAGAACCACGCUGAUCCUCUCCCGCCCUCUCCCGGGCAUCUCACGCUGGGCCGAGGUGGAAAGGAGAGAAGUGGUGGAGGUGAGCCCUCUGGAGAAUGCUAUCUACGUGGUGGAAAAUAAAACCCAGGAGUUGCGCACUCUGAUCAGCCAGUACCAGCACAGACAACAUCACGGCAACAUCAACCCGCUCAGCAUGUGCCUCAACGGGGUCAUCGACGCCGCGGUGAAUGGCGGCAUCGCCAGAUACCAAGAGGCGUUUUUCGACAAGGACUACAUCAGCAGUCACCCUGAGGACGCUGAGAGGAUCACGCACCUCAAGGACAUGAUGCAGGAGCAGGUCCACAUUCUUGGGGUGGGUCUGGCUGUUCAUGAGAAGCUGGUCCACCCGGAGAUGCGUCCACUGCACAAAAAGCUAGUGGACCAGUUCCACAUGAUGAGGACUGGGUUGCACCACUAUAUAUUUGGGACACAGCAGGGUGUGCCCGGCGUGGACCGUUUCGGCCCUGCUGGCUGCUCCGGCGUCAAUUCUACCAGAGGCGUCCUCUCCUCCCACAGCCACAUGAGCCCUGAGAGUCUGAGGCUCAUACACAGACACAGCCCUCUGAACCUACAGGGUUCGAUCCGUCACUCGUCCUCCUCGCUGUCCUCUCACACGUCGAGCGAGACAGGAACAGGAAACUUGGCCAUAAUGACGGAGGGUUUGAUGGGGGAUCACCCAGAAGAGGCCAUACACAUGCAGCCGAGCCCUUCAUCCUCCAGCCUGAGCUCGAUACGUUCCAACUCCUCCCAAAUGAUAAACUCUGCUCCCUCGAGUGCCAGAGGCUCGCCCUCCUUGCCUGACAAGGCCAAACACAACAGGGAAGUGAUGAUCCUGCUGCCAUCCCAUCGUGAAAGGGCGAACAAUUCCAUGUACUACAACAUGGCAGAAAACGGACAGAAUAACCAGGUGCAGCGUGCCUUACUGCAACAAGUUAGCCCCUGCAAACCGUGUGCAGAUCCUCACAUGACGCUGCCGGAGAAAGUGUUUCCGAAUGUGAGCAACAGCUGGAACCUGGAUGGAGAGAACAGGGACCAGGUGUCCUACAUGCCAACUUCUUCUGGAGGUAUAAUUAUGCCCCCCGUCCCUCCUCGAUCUUUCCCGCCAGGACACUUCCUGAUGCACUGCGAUGCAUUUAACUCCCAGAACAGUGAUCCUCCACCUGCCCUGCCUGUGCGUUCACUUCGAAAGUCACCCCUCCACCCAAUUCCCGGUUCCCCCACCAGCCCUCAGUCGGCUUUGGGGGGCAGUAACUCCACCCUGUCCGGCAGCGCCAGCAGCGGCGUUUCAUCCCUGAGCGAGAGUAACUUCAGCGGCCAGUAUCCCGAUCCCGGCCCCAUCAGGAAUGACGCCUUGGAGCCGCUGCCCAGCCACCUGUGGUCGCCUCCCGACGAGUACCUGGCCUCUUCCUACCUGCACAUUCACUACGGCCCAGCAGAGGUGGACUCGGUGGACCCGGUCCGCCCCUUCCACUACCGCAGCCCUACCUCGCACCCUCACGCCCACCCUCACACUCACACUCACACUCACACUCAGGCUCACGCUCACUCUGGGCUGGAUGGCCACUCCCACGGGCCGGCCGCUCACCAUCACCCGCCCACCCACGGUCCUCAUCACAUCCCCUAUCGCAGGCCUCAGCCCCCAGCCAUCCCGCCCAAGCCCUACCUGAGGGAGGGCUGCAUCCCGGAAGAGGACCUGCAGCCUCAGCCCAUUCCGCUGCCCCGCAGGAUCUUCCACUCCCCCCACGGCCACAGGGAUGAGCAGGGCAAGCACGCCUGGGAGCAAUGCAUCAGUGAGGAGCACGAGGAGGCGCAGUGAUCCCAAAAGGGGUCUUGCCUUCAUGUGCACGGAGUGGAAGUCCGGAAGGAGAGGAUGGUCCCUUGCUGCAUUUGCCAUUCAGUGCGCGCGGGGGGCGACGGUGGUGCGCGCCGCACAUCUCGACGUGUUUAAAAUAGAAAAUGAGCCAUCGAAUCAGAGGCCAGAAAAAAAGAUCUUGAUUGUACACAGUUGUACAAGUUGUCCGUGAGCAUGUUUUCCAUUUGAGAAUAAUUUGACAGCCGUUUUGUGAAGUCUAGCGACCGUGAUCACGCCUGUGCAGGAUGAACUCACAACGCAGCGUCAGGUGGUUGUUCUUCACAGUGAUGUGACUUCUUCUGCUUUCAACGCUUCACAUACAGCAAUUGUUAUUUUGAUAAAUUUGCUACACGCUUGUGUUUUCAAAAGGCGUCAUACGUCCAUUCCACUGUUAAGUGCUCCUUAAUAGUGUCUCAUGACCGGAAUGACGCGCUGUUUUCCGUGUCACGGCUAAGACGUUGAACGGGUUGCGAAGGUCGGACCGCCAUCUCAAGGGACUGACUAUUCUCCAUCCGUACCAUGCGUAUGGAAACCCACGUGAAUGUAUUCCAGAUGAUCUACUUGUACAGCAAACCUCAAAUUGCACACCUGAUUCUUCAGAUUAUUUUUUGGAUUUGAGGCUUUGUUGGGGACCUAAAGCGAUAGGCGGAGCGCAACGGCUGUGGAGUGACAGGCCGUCUGGAACGAGUCACUCCCCAAAAGCGUCAUGUUCUCCGCGAAUGAAGGCUGCAAGGACUCUUCACUUCACACCUUUCUCUGUCACGCUUUCUGCUCCCCUCUCCUUAGCCGUAUCAGAUCCUGUUAAGCAGUGAGGGCUAAACCUGGAUGAUGACACUGUCAAGCCCCCGACGCACUCAGAAAGUGUUGGAAUCGCCUACUUGCCUUAAGUGCAGUCACAUACAGUUUGACCUCUCAUCUGAACUGGAAGCUCUUCUUUGUGUUCGCUCCCUUGUCGAAAAAUGGACCCGCUCUGUGAUGCUUUUCUUUUUUUGCUAUGGUUUCAGGUUGUGGUGGAGUGCCGAUCAUUUCUUUAUCCUCUCUGCGACUCUUCUCGGUGGUGGUCUAUGACGUGAAAACGAGUCAUGUGUUUCAGGCGGAGAGCGGGCGUUGUUUGUUUCAAUGCGGUGGCUGGGAAGGUGAUGUUGAGGUGUUUAUUUUUUCUUCUUCAUCGCUUGCUUUUUAAUUUGGCAGGCGGAGGCUUUGUCUGACUACACAUUUCCAGCUGACUAGACGACAUCUAUUUUUGUAUGUGAGAUCAUAAGUGGUGUGAGCUUAUUUGCAAAGGGCCCUCGUACCGCACACGUUGCUGUACUGUAUGGAAAUCAGCCUGUGGUAAGAGAGAAACACCAUGCGAGUAUCGACAGAAGAGAACUACACAAUGAGUCGAAACUCAAAACUACCGGAACAAUUACAAUUUUCCAGUGUAAAUUCUGUUCCUGUACAUACCGCGGUAUUGUGAGAUAUUUUUGAGAAUUAAUGCAGACAUCCCCGAAAAAGGUUUAUCGUGGUUUUGUGUAUACAGUCCAUGUACUCCAGAGAUCAAUGUAAUUGAUAACUAUCUAUAAUUGGUGUUUGAAAAAGGAAGAAUUCAUUAGACUGUGGCCGUCUCCACCCUUCUUGACUAUGAGUCUCAUAUAAAUAAUUUAUACACUUUUCAAUGUGCUUUCCUGUACAUAUGGUGUUAGCAUGAUCGGACAGUGUUUGGUUGUAAAAGUGGUUUUCCUACUCCCAUAACUGCUGUGGUAUGGAAUUCAUUAACAAUGCCAAACAAUAAAGACAAUCUUUUAUCACCAUC
Molecule: messenger RNA, 8743 nt
Organism: Hippocampus zosterae (dwarf seahorse)
Lineage: Eukaryota; Metazoa; Chordata; Actinopteri; Syngnathiformes; Syngnathidae
Gene: dock3
Product: dedicator of cytokinesis 3
Exons: 55
Coding region: 571-6912 (2113 amino acids)
Biological process (GO): small GTPase-mediated signal transduction
Cellular component (GO): plasma membrane; cytoplasm
Molecular function (GO): guanyl-nucleotide exchange factor activity; small GTPase binding
Source: RefSeq, a predicted model, not a curated record